Molecule: messenger RNA, 417 nt
Organism: Paramecium pentaurelia
Lineage: Eukaryota; Ciliophora; Oligohymenophorea; Peniculida; Parameciidae
Source: the annotation of a GenBank genome assembly
AUGACAGAAUGUACUUCUACUAAUUAUUAAAAUUGUUUGAUACUAUCUGAAAACUAGGCAUGCCUGGAUAAAUUUAGCACUUUCUAUAAUCCUCUUACAGGAAGAUUUAGAACAACUUGCGUAGAAAAUGGUUAAACAAAUUGUGUUUGUAUUAGUAUUAUAGAUAACAAUUUAGAUACCAAAUUAAUUUGCUAAUCUGGCUUUGAAUGCUAAACUCUUGCAAAUCCACAAUAAGGAUGUUUUGAAAAAUGUACAACCAAUAAAAGUUCUAUUUUUUAUUGUAGAUAAGACAAAUCCUAAUAUUGUAAUGAAAAUUAGGCUUGUUAUGAUCCAACUUAAUCAAUAGGAUCAUUUACAUAGACUUUGAAUGAAAUUCAAAUAAAAUAUUCUUUUAAAUUUCUUUUAAAAGUGUCUUGA